CUCACGCGCGCCGGCCUGCAGGGCCGCACCGGGCUGGCUCUCUACGUGGCCGGGCUCAAUGCGCUGCUGCUGCUGCUCUACCGGCCGCCGCGCUACCAGAUAGCCAUCCGAGCUUGUUUCCUUGGCUUUGUGUUUGGCUGCGGUGUGCUGCUAAGUUUCAGCCAGUCUUCUUGGAAUCACUUUGGCUGGUACGUGUGCUCGCUGUCAUUAUUCCACUAUUCUGAGUACUUAGUGACAGCUGUCAAUAACCCCAAAAGUCUCUCCUUGGAUUCCUUCCUCCUGAAUCACAGUCUGGAGUACACGGUGGCCGCUCUUUCUUCCUGGAUAGAGUUCACACUUGAAAACAUCUUUUGGCCAGAACUGAAGCAGAUCACCUGGCUCAGCACCACUGGGCUGCUGAUGGUGGUGUUUGGGGAAUGCCUGCGGAAAGCGGCCAUGUUUACAGCUGGCUCCAAUUUCAACCACGUGGUGCAGAGUGAGAAGUCAGACACCCACACUCUGGUGACGAGCGGGGUGUACGCCUGGUUCCGGCAUCCCUCCUACGUGGGGUGGUUUUACUGGAGUAUCGGAACCCAGGUGAUGCUGUGUAACCCCAUCUGCGGUGUUGUCUACGCCCUGACGGUAUGGCGCUUCUUUCGUGAUCGCACGGAAGAGGAGGAGAUCUCGCUGAUUCACUUCUUUGGGGAGGAAUACUUGGAGUAUAAGAAGCGGGUGCCCACGGGUCUGCCUUUCAUAAAGGGAGUCAAGGUGGAGCUAUGACGGGCAGAGGCCUGCGGGGCCAGGGAAUCUCUGGCCCUGCGCGGCCUAGGACAGAACUGCUUCCAGUUGGCCUCUGCAGAAUGAGUUUCUUAACCAUUUUAUACAUCACUAAUUACUCCUCAGAAUGUCACCCAAGACCUAACGGUCAGAAGGCCUUAGGACCACAGGGCCCACUGCAGCAUUCUCUUGUGCGUACUGAAGACAGAGUACAGAUAAACAGUGAAUAAGGAGCGUGUCACAAUGGUCCCAUCAGCGCCCUUUCUACAGUGCGGGGUGAGGACCCAAGCCACAGUCUCACGCCCCCUCAGGCUAGAGUGUAUUUGCAUUGUCACCAGGACACUCGGGAGAAGACACUGCCCUCUGCAGCACUCAUGCCAGAAUGUGUAGUCAGAGCUGCCUCAUAAUAGCGUUCAAAUUACACCAAAACCCUUUAAUUUAACCGAAAACAAAACAUAGCUUUAACCUUGUCUGCCCUAAGUGCAUGAGCAUCUGUGUUAACUCCAAAGGCUUUUACACUUUGGCUCAUUAUACAUUAAUCAUCCUUCCACGCCAGUUUCCUAAAACAGCAGUGUGGAUUCAGAGGGACACGGAUGCUCCAACGGGCAGCACGGACCCCUCAGAGCAACCAUUGCACUCUGCCUGAGGAUGCGGGCCUGGGUCUCCUGCAGCCCUGGCCUCAGAGAUUGUGUUCCCAGGAAGUAUUUUUCAGGUGCCUGUGCUAAUGUUGAGAAGUACUGGCCUCUGUGUGUUUGGGAUUUUUAUUCAUUUUAUCAUAA
Messenger RNA from Myodes glareolus (Bank vole), 1535 nucleotides. It is a transcript of the gene Icmt, whose product is annotated as isoprenylcysteine carboxyl methyltransferase. Gene Ontology annotation, biological process: C-terminal protein methylation. NCBI's taxonomy places the organism in Eukaryota, Metazoa, Chordata, Mammalia, Rodentia, Cricetidae. Gene Ontology annotation, molecular function: protein C-terminal S-isoprenylcysteine carboxyl O-methyltransferase activity. The record is from RefSeq and is a predicted model, not a curated record. Gene Ontology annotation, cellular component: endoplasmic reticulum; membrane.